AUGCUAGAAGGCAUUAUUGACGCUGAUCUUGCAUGCGAGCUGUUGGAGCUUUACUUUGUCGAGCCUGGCGGAUCCUUGUUUCGAUGUUCCUCACCCUAUGUCCUCGUUCACGUCCUGAGAAAAGAGUCUCUCCUCCGAUCUACUAACCCUCGAAGAUCUACACCAGCACUGUUGGUCACGAUGCUCUGGGUCAGCGCGCAAACAGUUGAGAGCUCAUUGUUUCUGCUGCCAGGUCAAAAGUCGCGCGUUUGUGAAGGGUUGAGAAAGUUGAUGAUGGGUUUGAUCCAGGAUAGAGAUCGUGACCUCUGGAAUAGGACUACUGACGGGCCUCUGGUUAAGGACUUCAAGUUUCCUGCCUCGGCUGAUGCCACAUUUGGCAGCUUGCAUCAGACAAACCCACACGACUACGACUAUCAGUUCUCAUCCACUUCAGCAUCUCCGCCUAUGCCCCUGAUAGAUGAUGUCCUCAUGUUCGUCCUCCUUACCAUCGUGGUUUCGGGCGGUGACUUCAAGACGGACUGCAUCAGGUGGUGGAACAAGGCACUGCGUCUGUCCAACAACAUGUGCCUGAACCGAGAAGACACUCCCGAAGACAAGCCGUCGGGAGCAGGGUCAACUAUGUGUACAGGGGGCAAGACGAACACGCCAUGUGUGUGUAGACCCUGUGAGGCGGCGCGUACGGGGCUGUCAAUACCGGAAAUACAAGAAGAGCGUCGACGGGUGUUUUGGCUGAUCUUCUGUCUCGAUCGGCACUUGGCUCUCGCCUUCAAUGCGCCCUUACGCAUUCUUGAUGACGAGUGCCAAUUAUACGCACCUCUGUCAGACCAGGCUUGGGAGUCACUGUCGGUUUCAGGAAAUUCUACAAUUGCAAGCGAUAACCCGAUAGCUGUUGAUGACUCGCAACAGCAGCAACAGCAUCCAGGACGCGGUUUCGGGGCCCCAACACGAGUUUCAGGAAUCAGUUUCUUCGAGUACUUUUUACCCCUCAUGACAAUUCUAGGCGAUGUUAUCCAGCUGCACCGUCAAAAAUGCCAUCCCAGAUUUGGCAAUAUGCGGCAGUCAACGAACAACACGAACGGCGGUAUCGGAGGAGAACAGCAACAUGAUAACGAAGAUGAACAUGGCACGGCCACGGCCAUGAUUGAGCAGAUCAUGGCUGAUUGUGCGCAGAGCAUUGCUGACUUGGCCGACUUGUACCAAGUUGAUGCCCUCGACGGCGCGACGAUCCCAUCCAGUCAAGUCCGCACUCCAAGCACCGUGAAUUCCUCCCAAUACGACGAGACAUUUCAACUUGCGCACAACGCCCGCCGUGAUAACAACGACGCUCGCCACCACUCCAAUACUACUGCAUAUCACAGUCGGCGAGCACCAUCCCACCGCCAGCAUGCACAGGCAGAGCUCGUCACUGCAUAUAGCACUUUCAUCCUCCACGUCCUUCACGUUCUUCUGCACGGAAAAUGGGAUGCAGUCUCGAUGUUGGAUAACAAAGACGGAUGGAUCCCUUCUGUAGGAUUUAUGAAGUGUGCUUCACAUGCUAUAGCCGCGUCAGAUGCCAUGUCACGUAUCUUGGCCUGCGACCCAGAGCUAUCGUUCAUGCCAUAUCUAUUUGGCAUCUACUUGCUACAUGGAAGCUUUAUUUUACUCUUAUUUGCCGAUCGUAUGCCUCAACUUGGUCCCAAUGAGGCUGUUGAGAAGGCGUGCGAGAUUAUUAUACGGGCCCAUGAGGUUUGUGUGGUCACGUUGAGCACCGAGUUUCAGAAACGCUUCCGCAAGGUUCUUCGUUCAACAUUAUACAGCGUACAGAGUCCCGGGACUUCCCAUGUGGAGGAGAGCAAAGCACGCCGACGAGUUCUGUUGUUAUAUAGGUGGAAUAAUGGAUCUACUGGUCUGGCAUUAUAG
Molecule: messenger RNA, 1899 nt
Organism: Fusarium keratoplasticum
Lineage: Eukaryota; Fungi; Ascomycota; Sordariomycetes; Hypocreales; Nectriaceae
Product: Fungal-trans domain-containing protein
Exons: 3
Coding region: 1-1899 (632 amino acids)
Biological process (GO): DNA-templated transcription
Molecular function (GO): zinc ion binding; DNA binding
Source: RefSeq, a predicted model, not a curated record